Durio zibethinus is the source of this 499-nucleotide messenger RNA. The record is from RefSeq and is a predicted model, not a curated record. Lineage: Eukaryota; Viridiplantae; Streptophyta; Magnoliopsida; Malvales; Malvaceae.
UGUUAAAUCACAAAAAGCAUUGCUUAAGACCCAUAAUUUGUCACGAAAAACCAAAACUAUCACUCAUUUCUUUGCCUAACUUUCUCCCUCCCUUUUUCUCAAAUGAAUAUUCGAUUUUCUUGUGCUCUCCUCAUUAUCUCUCUGGCCUUAUCGGCGGAGUCAUCCUCCCCCUACAGUAGCAUGCAUUGGAGUCGAACCUCCUUCUCGAGCACGAUCCGCGAUGGGAGUCUGGGUGCAAGGCCAACAUGUCAAGGCCUCUUCGGCGAAUGCAUAGGCAAUGAGGAGGAAACUGUGAUGGAAUCGGAUGUAAGCCGAAGGGCAUUAGCUGAGGCGAAAAGGUACAUUAGCUACGCCGCCCUAAAGCAGGACAGCGUUCCAUGCAAUCGUCAGGGCAAUUCCUACUAUAACUGUGGCGCUCCUGGGCAGGCUAAUCCUUACAACAGAGGUUGCAGUGUCAUCACCCAUUGCUAUCGAUACACUGGUUAAACGAAGCAAUUCU